Cottoperca gobio is the source of this 1855-nucleotide messenger RNA. RefSeq names its product Ig-like domain-containing protein (gene igldcp). NCBI's taxonomy places the organism in Eukaryota, Metazoa, Chordata, Actinopteri, Perciformes, Bovichtidae. Gene Ontology annotation, cellular component: external side of plasma membrane. The record is from RefSeq and is a predicted model, not a curated record. Gene Ontology annotation, biological process: immune response; T cell costimulation; cell surface receptor signaling pathway.
CAUGCUAUCAGCGCCGAGAAUAAACCACACAUUAAAAAAACGUCCUUCGGAGGACAGAGAAGAGGACUGAACUCAUUUUCCAAAACAGCAGACAUCAUGAAAACAGUCAGACAGCGACAAUGGUUUUUCAUAUAUCUACACAGUUUCCUGGUUGGCAGUUUAGUUGAGUCUUCUUCCCUGUCCUCCACCACCCUGUCCGUCACCUCCAAGGUGGGGAACCAGGCGGUGCUUCCCUGCAGCUGGAAGCAGCGCCUGCGGGAGGUGCCCCCGGCCGCCUGCCACGUCCAGUGGAUGACCCCGGACGACACCGUGUUCGAGCUCCAGGGUGUACAGAAGUGGCAGGCGGAGGAGUUUGAGGGCAGGGUGGAGGUUCCUGAGGGGAAGCUGCAGUCCGGGGAUUGUUCUCUGAUCAUCAGUGAUGUUCAGAUUGGAGACAUGGGGAUAUACGAGAGCUUCAUGGUGGUGGAUGGAGUGAGGUCCACUAAAACCAGGGUCUUCAUUCAGAGCGUCAAGCUGUCUGUGUUUGACCACAAAUCCCUUCAGUCUCGAGUUCCAGGUGAGGACUUAGUUCUGGAUCUCCACACCCGUCACUCUGUGAGAGUAGUCUUCCAGGGCAGGAACAACUCGGAGUGGUCGGACCUGUGGGUGAAGGGGGAUGAAAACAGUCAGCGUCUUGAAAAAGAUAAGCUUAAGGAGCAGGUGAAGAUAAUGAAGUUAAAGAGCUCAGAUGAAGGAACGUACAAAGUUCUGGAUGGACAUGGCCUCGCUGUCAGCACCGUGCAGCUCUUAGUUAACGAAGGCUCAACGGCUCUCAAACUCUACCAGACUCUCGACAAUCAAGUACCAGCUGAUGGAGCUGCCAAAAGCAGCUGUUCAGCUCUUCUAAUCUUGUCUGUUCUCGUCACGAGUUUCCAAAUUCUUCUUCAUCUCCUCUGAGAAACUGUAGCCAGCAAACAAUGUAGAUGUUCUCUGUCUGUCAGAUAUCAUACUCGUGUUUCUGAGCUUUAGCCGGAUAAGAUGCGUGUGGUAUUGUGUUGAUUUUAAGUGAUUUUAAGUUUGUAUUUCUGUUCAACAGGCUGACUUCUAAAACAACUUUGGAGUCAAAUGUAGUUUUCAAACUAAAUGUGUUUUAUAAGAAUAAUUCUUUAAAAUAUGCUGAUUCACAUAUGUAAGAGUUAGAACUGAGGUAAACUGCUAUUCUGGCUAUUUCUAGUCCAGAAAUACACCAACCAAGGCUAAAUAAUUAACAUGCUCCAUCUAUUCAAAUGUAUCCAAUCCAAAUCCAUACAUCUAAAAAAAGAGUAAGAAAAAUGAUUUGAUAGAAGGAUAUAUGCAGGACUAUUUCUUGACUUGGCAAAAUGUAAUAACACGAGGAUUUCAUGAUAAAUAGUUAAGAACACACUGAAGAAUUAUCAAGACUCUUGACAAAAUUAAAAUGCGUUUGGUGAAUCUGACACUGAAAAAAGUGUAUGUAUAAACACGUGUGCGUAUGUAUGUAUACGUGUAUAUACAUACAUACGCACGUCUGUACAUACAUACAUACACGCGUGUAUGUAUCUACGUGUGUGUAUGUACGUACAUGCAAAACAUGAAUUAUGUCCUAAUUAGAUACAUACACAUGCACAAGCGCACGUGUAUGCAUGUACAUAUAUGUGCACGUGCGCAUGUAUCUAAUUAGGACAUAAUUCAUGUUUUGCAUUAAAUAGUAGCUGGUUUGUAUUGUGAAAAUUAAGUUGACCUACCUCAUGUCUAUAUCCAAUAACCUGGUGGUGUGAUGUUAUUCAUAUUUAGCUUGCCGUAUGAAACUAUAACCGAUUGCAUUUAAAAAAUGAAUAAAAUAAAAUAAAACAAGCUA